This is a messenger RNA of Aplysia californica (California sea hare), 3714 nucleotides long. RefSeq names its product lipoyl synthase, mitochondrial. Gene Ontology annotation, biological process: lipoate biosynthetic process. Gene Ontology annotation, molecular function: 4 iron, 4 sulfur cluster binding; lipoate synthase activity. The transcript is spliced from 11 exons. Bases 28 to 1158 code for a protein of 376 amino acids. Gene Ontology annotation, cellular component: mitochondrion. The record is from RefSeq and is a predicted model, not a curated record. Lineage: Eukaryota; Metazoa; Mollusca; Gastropoda; Aplysiida; Aplysiidae.
GCAACUGGCAACAUUUCGUAAACAAAAAUGGCUGCCUCCAUGUACAUAGUUGCCCUUCGCAGAGGCAGCGUUCUUCCGUUGCAGCAUCUUCAUAAUGCUAGCUCUAGAGUGCCUACCCUUGAUACCCGAAGACAUGCAAGUCUCAGGAAAGAUCAGAAGGAAAAACUAGCUGAUGGGCCAAGUCUGGAAGAUUUCAUUGCUGGAGAUGUCCCUGAGUAUUCAGGAGAGGGAAGCAUCAAAAGAGUGAAGGGAGAAAGGUUGAGAUUACCUGAAUGGCUGAAAACAGAAAUUCCUGUUGGGGAUAACUACAAAACUCUGAAAAAGUCUUUGAGGAAUCUGAAUCUACACACAGUAUGUGAGGAGGCACGAUGUCCCAACAUUGGGGAGUGUUGGGGAGGUGGGGAGCAUGCCACUGCCACUGCUACUAUCAUGGUGCUGGGAGACACGUGCACUCGUGGCUGCAGGUUUUGCUCGGUGAAAACUGCCCGUAACCCACCCCCUCCAGACCCGGAGGAGCCUGUGAACACGGCUGCAGCCAUUGCCGAGUGGGGACUUGACUACGUGGUGCUCACAUCUGUAGAUAGAGACGAUAUGCCUGAUGGAGGAGCAGCCCAUUUUGCACAAACUGUGAGAGAAAUCAAGUCAAGAAAUUCUUCCAUCUUGGUGGAGUGUCUAACCCCAGACUUUCGAGGUGAUAUGGAGGCAGUCACUGUGGUGGCAGACUCUGGCCUUGAUGUAUACGCCCACAAUGUGGAAACAGUCGAGGCCAUGCAGUGGAUGGUGAGGGACCCCAGAGCUAACUAUGCCCAGUCUAUGGCCGUUCUGACACACGUCAAGAAACGUCACCCCAAGAUGGUCACCAAAACUUCCAUCAUGCUGGGUCUUGGGGAAACGGACGACCAAAUCCUGCAAACAAUGGAAGACUUGAGAAAGAUUGAUGUGGACUGCCUGACCCUGGGGCAGUACAUGCAACCUACAAAGCGGCACCUCAAGGUCAAAGAGUAUGUGCAUCCAGACAAGUUCCAGUACUGGCAAGAAGUUGGGGAUAAGCUUGGCUUUGCUUACACUGCCAGUGGGCCUCUGGUUCGCUCUUCCUACAAGGCUGGUGAAUUUUUCCUGAAGAAUCUCCUUGAACAGCGGAAGUCAGAGUCACCCUAAGAACCCUGGGCUUGGUGUCAUAUGCUUUGUGAUGUAUUGAAACUUAUUAUGAAUGCUGCAGAUUGUUCUCACAGAUGUUGUUUUUACAGUUAGAUCUGCAAAAUGUCAAAAUGUAAUUGUUUUUAACUGAUGUAUAACGGGUGUCAGUGUCCUGACUAGUUAUGUGUGACAAGUGAGUUCCCCGUGGUAUUAUAUUUGUAGAACCCAUCAUGAUUCUAAAACUUCAUUUACUUUAGAUGGGAGGAAAAGAGGAGGAAAAGGGGGAGGAAGGGGUGGCAACGAGGAGUCCUAAGAUUAUUUUCCUUAUUCAUUACUUCCACUUUGUUUUAAGUUACUUUUUAGUGUAUAUAUUUGGUGAAGGUGGAUGAUUCACAAUUCAUCCUGGUGCGUGAUGACUGGUACUUAGAUUGCUGUAGGACUCCAUUGCCUUGAAUUUGAGUAUAUAUUUGGCCCAAAUGGAAAAGACCUAGUCCGUCUUAAGGUGAUCAUUAUGCCUUUUACCGGUUUUAUUACGUUUAGGACAGUACCUACAAUUUUCCAAGAACGUAUACUGGUUUUUGGCUAAGAAUUUACUAGAAUGUGUUUGGUAGGUUGUGCUAAGGAAGGCUGUUCCCCCUCAUCUGGUUACCUGGUUGUGGUAUCUCUGGCUCGGAGGUUAACGUGUAAUGUCUCAGCAUUAUUAUCGGUUGGAAGCUACUUUAAUGUAUCUCAUUCCCCCUUAAAUCACCCUGAAGACCUUGUUUGGUUUCCAGUUCUCCUCCGCCCCCUCCCUUUCCACCAAAGCUGCGAGCAGCGAACAGCAGUACAGAGCUGUUUUGUGUCUGUGUUGUUAUGUUAUGCAUUGAUUGUAGUAGUGUUAAUCAUUGUGAAAUAAGUUUGUGUGUGAAAGGCUGCUCCAUUAGCUCAGUUGGUAUCAUGCUGGACCAUAACAAAACAGAUGGCCUCGGUUCGAAUCCCAGACUGGGCGUUCUUGCACUCAGAUAAUUUUGUGGACUUUUCAAGGCUGUCAACCUAUUUGGCCUGGUCCUAUUGGAGACGGACGUUAAAUUUGUAGGCCCUACCUCUUUAAAAACCUAAUAGUGUUGAUAUGGGUGUUAUACCCAUACACUAAUACGAUUUUUGUGAGGUUCAAGGGAGUGAGUUUGUCUUUUUUUUGUGUGUGUUUUCUCGGUUGAUCACUCUUUGUAUUGUAUGAUUGAAAUCUUGUCAUUAAAAGGGCUUUCAUUUGCUAACAUUUAGUGUCAUGUCAAGGCAAAAUGUUUUCUCUUGAUUUUGAGCAUGCAAAGUGUUGUUACUUGUGAAAGAAACAGUGAAUGAAAGAAAUUAUGCCUCCUUACAAUAUUUUAGAAUGUUAAUGUGAUAUUGUACAUAUAUACUAAUCGGACCUGGAUUUUUGUUUUGUUGGUUCUCAUAUUAAAGAUGUAUGUAUGAGGAGUGAAUAGUCAGCAUAAUUUCUUUCUUAACCUCAGCACAACGAUUGUUGUUGUUUCUCUACAGUCUUUAUUUUGUAUGUUUGUGUUAGUCUCUUUUUAAGUUCAGAGAGGCCAAUCAUCAUAGUCAUAGGGAUAAAAAUUUUUUUUAUAUUUUUGUUAAUUACUGUUCAAAUGAUGUUGGUAAUAAUUCAACUGUAACAGUCGCAAACAGUGUAAAUUUGAAAUUAGGUCAGGUUUUACUUUGGUCUGAAAGAUUGCUGGGAGACCCGUCUUGCAUCAUGUCAAGUUAAUAUAGUGCCAGUUUACGAUGUGAAAAUUUUGAAAUGGGAUUUUGGCGCUAAGCAAGUAUUCAUCCAUUUCGUGACAGGCUUGACAUUGUCACACUAUUUUCCUUGAAAGUAGAAAUCUAAGACAUAUAUGUUUUGCGACUGUUACUGUCAAAUUGAAUUUUUUUUCUGAUACACUGUCGAUUCACAAAAUGCAGUGCCAUGGAAAGAAAAACGCUUGAAAGUGUCGGGAAAAUGUAGAAAUCAUUUAUUUUUUCAAUACAACCGCGUGUAGUUCAGCCAAACAUAUAAAGAAUAGACACAAGAACUGAUUACAAGCUUGUUGUAUCUCUGGAUCCUCAGUAUAGUGUCCAUUUGUGUUAAGCAUCAUAUUGCUUGUGAAUGCAGUAGACACAGUAUUAUGAAAUAGAAACAAACCCCAAGAGUUGUUUUAAUUUAUCUCAUCUAGUAAGUGAACAUCUUUCACCUAAAGGGUGCAACAUCAAAUUCACUCGCACCGCUGUCAAAGACUAGAUGUCAUUUCUCUGUUCCUUUCCUUUGUGGAGACAUGUUGGUGACAUUACAUGGCAGUGCUGUCGUACAGUUGGUGGGUUCUGUGCUGUGGUCUGCUCCUUCUUUUCACUGUUAGGCCUUUGUUGGAAACUUCAUUUUCUUGUUUCUUUAGAAAAAUUUUUAUUUCGUAGUCUAAGAUGUGUUUCUAAAUUGUUAUAUUAGUUUUUCUAACGAAAACACUAUCCUCAUUUGAUUAGUUGCACUUAAAAAAAAAUUAUCUUCCACUGUUAAGUUGAAGUCAAGAUUUAUUGAAGCUCUGAAAAUAAAUGAAAUGCAAAGUAUUA